Molecule: messenger RNA, 400 nt
Organism: Lingula anatina
Lineage: Eukaryota; Metazoa; Brachiopoda; Lingulata; Lingulida; Lingulidae
Product: alpha-tocopherol transfer protein-like
Source: RefSeq, a predicted model, not a curated record
AUGUCCUCAGACUCGUACCAGUGCACACUGACCCCAGAGCUCCAAGACAAGGCUAAGAAUGAGCUGAAUGAGGAUCCUGAGUGGAGAUCCAAGGAUGUAGCUGCACUCAGGGACAUGGUCAACAAAUAUACAGGUUUGAAGUGCAGAACAGACGAUGCGUUCCUACUGCGUUUCUUACGAGCUCGUAAAUUUGACCACCAGAGGGCGUUUGAUCUGCUGCUGAACUACUUCAAGAAGAGGAAGGAGAACCCAGACAUCUUUGAGAACUUUACACCACUGAACCUGAAGCACAUGUUUGAGGCCGGAGUGAGCAAUGUGCUGGAUUGUAAAGACAAGCUUGGGAGACGAAUUGUUCUAUUAAGAAUGGGUCGCUGGGACCCAGACAGAUACCCUGUGACGG